CCACUACACACUGACCCGCGAGCUGAGCAGGACGUCAGAGGGAGACAGUAUGCAGCCUGCCACAGCCUACAAGCGCGCGCAGGCUGCUACAUGUAAAUAAAACGCCUUGCUGUGUUUUUCUGCUCGCGGGUUGUGCUUGAGAUAUGGCGCUCGGGUGAUAAUAAUACAAAACCAGCAGACAAUAGAGUUAUAAAAAUCUGUAUUGACUAUUUCGGGCCCUCGAUCAAACGCUAAGGGAGUGUUUACGUGGAUUAAACUCCGUGGCCGAGUGCAGUGAAAUCGGGCUAGAGAGCAGGGAGGCGAAGGCGAGCUGGAGCAUCGGGAAGCUUCUCCGCCGGCUUCCGGACAUUCGGGGCGGCAUCAAAGCUGCAGUCGCUGCUAACUGAUACGACGAAACUUCGUCGACAUUGGACUGUAAAUCGCGUUAUAUCGUAAAAGCUGGCUUUCCCUAACAUGUCCAGAAAAGUCCAAAGAAGCGAGGUGUGUGCAGACUGCAGUGCGCCAGAUCCGGGUUGGAGCAGUAUAAACAGAGGGGUGCUGAUCUCUGAUGAGUGCUGCUCUGUGCACCGGAGCCUCGGACGCCACAUCUCCAUCGUCAAACAUUUGCGCCACAGCGGCUGGCCACCUUCCUUACUACAGAUGGUGCAGACGCUGGCCAGUAAUGGUGCUAACUCCAUUUGGGAGCAUUCACUGCUGGACCCUGCGCAGGUUCAGAGUGGUCGCAGGAAACCUAAUCCACAAGAUAAAGUCCACCCCACCAAGUCAGAGUUCAUUCGCGCCAAGUAUCAGAUGCUUGCCUUUGUCCACAAACUGCCAUGCCGUGAUGAUGAUGGGGUCACCAGUAAAGAUCUCAGCAAGCAACUACAUUCGAGUGUGCGGACAGGAAGUCUGGAGACGUGUCUGCGGCUGCUGUCCCUUGGAGCUCAGGCCAACUUCUUUCAUCCUGAGAAAGGCACCACCCCUCUGCAUGUGGCUGCUAAAGCAGGUCAGGUCCUCCAGGCUGAGCUGCUUGUGGUGUACGGCGCUGACCCCGGUGCGCUGGACAUCAACGGACGCACACCCAUGGAUUAUGCCAGGCAAGCGGGUCAGGUGGAGUUAGCCGAGCGCUUGGUGGAAUGUCAGUAUGAGCUCACAGACAGACUGGCUUUCUAUCUGUGUGGCCGCCGUCCAGAUCAUAAGAAUGGACAUUAUAUCAUCCCUCAGAUGGCAGACAGAGCGCGCCCUAAGUGCCCAACACAGAGCCUGGACCUGUCUGAACUGGCCAAGGCCGCCAAGAAGAAGCUACAAGCGCUAAAUAACCGUUUGUUUGAGGAGCUGGCCAUGGAUGUGUAUGAUGAGGUGGACCGUAGGGAGAAUGAUGCGGUGUGGCUAACGACUCAGAACCAUAGUACGCUGGUUACCGAGAGGAGUGCUGUUCCCUUUUUACCCGUCAACCCUGAAUAUUCGGCCACACGCAACCAGGGCCGACAGAAGUUGGCACGCUUUAAUGCACGAGAGUUUGCCACACUAAUCAUUGACAUUCUCAGCGACGCCAAGCGGCGGCAACAAGGCAAAGGCCUGACAAGUCCCGCUGAACCUUUAGACGUGAGCCAGGCAGACGAUGACCAGCACGACUAUGAUAGUGUAGCUUCUGACGAGGACACAGACAGUGAAAUAACUGCACAGAACAACACCAACGCUCAGCGCAACAACCGUGCUAAGAGCAUGGACUCUUCUGAUCUUUCGGAUGGACCUAUCACGCUGCAGGAAUAUCUGGAGGUGAAGAAAGCCCUGGCUUCUUCUGAGGCCAAAGUCCAGCAGCUCAUGAAAGUCAACAACAACUUGAGCGAGGAGUUGCGGAGACUUCAGAAAGAGAUUUCGCGGAUGCAGACGGAGAACGUAGCUCUAAGAGGGGCUCAGGCUGGGCCUGCGGGGGCUCUGGGGGGUGGCAACACGGCCCUUUGGCCCAUCGGGGUAAGAGGAGGGGCAGGAGGAGUGGGCAGUGGGGACUCAAGCUUGGCUCCACCCUCCUCAGCUCCUCUGCGGAGGGACAGACAGGCUUUCUCGAUGUAUGAGCCUGGAGUGGCCGCCCCCAAAGCCCUCGGCCCAGCACUGGACUCCCUGAGCAGCCACCUGCAGCCCCUCAGCUCCAGUGUAAGUGUGCGAAAAGGGGCUACUGCAGGCCCCACCCCUUAUGGUGGACCACACAUGUCAGCCUCCAUGGAGAUGGGCCGCUAUAUGCCCCCUAAAUUAGAGAAGCAUGGUAGUGGCACUGACAGUGACUACGACAACACUCAAACAUAUGACACUUCCAUUGGCAUGGGCCGCAGCAGUGAGGAGGAGAGCCGAGCGGAGGUGGAGGAUAGUGGAGAUGUGGGAGAGCCAGAUCCCACACUCCCCUGCACAGAGGAUGUCAUCCUGAAGACUGAGCAGGUCACCAAGAACAUUCAGGAGCUACUGAGAGCAGCACAGGAAUUUAAACAUGACAGUUUUGUGCCAUGCUCUGAGAAGAUCCACUCAGCUGUGACAGAGAUGGCCUCUCUCUUUCCAAAGAGACCAGCUCUGGACGCAGUCCGCGCUUCCCUGAAACUGCUGGCCUCUAGCGCUUCACGUCUGCAGGUGGAGUGUCGCAAAGCUGCGCCCUCUGAGCCUUCAGCAAGCGCUGUCGAUUACCAGCUCCUCACGCAGCAGGUCAUCCAGUGUGCCUAUGACAUAGCCAAGGCCGCUAAGCAGCUCGUCACCAUCACUACACGCGAGAAGAAGCAGUGACCUGGCUCAGGGCUUGAUGGGUGCAAGGACAUAAAACAGAGAACAGUACACACUGGUGGUGGAGGAAGGAACUGCAAACAAACAGUGGGUUGGUGAAGAUGAGGAAGAAAUGGACAAUGGAAAAGGAUGGACAUAAAUAGAAUGGAUGUAGAAUGUAGGGACUGAUUUCAUGAGUGAUGAUAAAAGUAAGAAUCGCGGGGGUGGGGGUGAGGGUGAAAGAAAAUAAAUGGAAGUAAAUGGAUGCUCCAUGCAGGUUGCACCACCAUGCAAAGAGGCAAAGCUUAUGGGAGACCCUUAUCAGAGCGAUUCAAAUCAUCUCACUUCUUCUCUUAAUCUUCUGUUAUUGGGAUCCCUCUUUACAUGCAGCUUUCAUUCAUAUCUCUCUCACUCUUUUUAUCUCUCUCUCUCUCUCUCUCUCUCUCUCUCUCUCUCUCUCUCUCUCUCUCUCUCUCUCUCUUGCUCUGUCUCAGUCUGUCUUGCUGUCUGUCUCUUCCUUACACAGUUAAAUGCUGAUGUCUCGAAUGCACAUCAUUUCUCUCUCUCUCUCACACACACACACACACACACACAGACGGUCUGCUUUUCAUCAGAUUUUUUUUUUUUUUUUUAUGUUUGUUGAUUUAUGUCUUCUUUUAUAUGCCACUCCAUUGGCCUUUACCUCUUGGGACAAAAUUGUAGACUUAAAAACACUUACACUGGAAUUAUUGUAAUGCUUAUGACUCUAGUUUUUUUUUAUGAUUAUUAAUGUUAUGGUUAUCAUUGUCAUUGAUGUUUGUUUCUUUCUGAAUUUUGUUGAAUAUGUAUUGUUAUUGUUAUUAUUAUUUUUUGAUAUUUCAUUGUAUAUCACUUGGCCGGAAAUGGAAACACUCAGCUUUUAUUCAGUAUUCGGGAUAUUCAUGAUCUUACAGAACACACCUUGUACUCCAGGAAGACAUGUAGAAAUCUUGUAUGUCUGCAUUCACCAUAACCAAAGGAAAUAAUGAUGGUAAUGAGGACACGGUAGCAAUGAUUAGCAAAAUAUUUAUCAGUGUCUGAAAGUAAGGUCAGCUCUCAUUCUUUUGGUGAUGGAUAGAUUUCUUCAUUCAUCUCACACUUCAGAAUCCUUCCAUUGUACAAUCAUAUCAUAGAAGCAGCAGGUUUGUUGGCUCAUGUGUUACAAUGCCUGUGUUUAGGAACAUAGAGGUCCACUCUGGUAGGACGGUUCCUCUCCAGUUCUUCCACUGUACUUUCUUUGAGAGUAUUCAUUUGGCUUCUUAACUAGUGUAGCAAGUUAGAGAAUUUUGAUGUGAACCUUUUUGGACCAGAUUUUUUUCUUCUGUGAAAAUAUCAGAUUGAGUGUACUUCAUGUUUAUAUUAUUUUCUUGAUUGGAAAGCAUGUGUACUGUCCGUGUAAAAAUGUUAUAUAAGCUAUACGGAUGUGAGUGCUGAUGGUGAAAGGAGACCAUUAGUUUUCACUAUCCAGACACUUCAGCAGGUUACAGUAAUGGGAAAAAUGACAGCUGUGCUGUAUAAAACUCUCCCCAAGUUGAUUUUGGUGUCAUAAAGCCAGUGUAUAUGAGACUAUAGCCAGCAGUCAGGGCCCCCAACCUCCUGCUCAAUACUAGCUAUAGAGCUCAUAGUACAACCAACUUAUUUUAACUGAUUACUCCUCAGUAUCGUGGGGUUAGAAAACUGGAGCUUUCAAAACAUGCAUACCAAGCACUAUUAAUGUUUUAUAAUUCUCAGGCUUCUUUUAGACAGCUCAUCACAUUAAGUUUUCACAGAUGCCUGUUUAGUGUUUAUUCAACCAGAACUUUUCAGUUCUUCUUUGGACCACAUCCAUAUUUCAGCAGAUGAUUGGUGUCACUGACCAGACAGCUAGUAAAACAUUUGUCUUAUCUUUCUGUCUAGGCACAGUCUGUGUCUCAUCAUGCCAUCAAUACUUUUUCAGUGUUAUAUUUUUGUUUUUGUGUUUCUCUUGCCAUUAUGUAAGCCUUAAUCUUACUUCUCUCACCUUCUCUCAAUUUGCCCUGAUGUUUUCAACCAUUUCAUGCACUUGCCUUACUUCUUUUUCAGUUUGAGAAUGGGAUAUUGUUUCAAACAGCCAUUUGAAAGGAUUUAUCAUUUACCUUGCACUUCUGUUUGUUUGUUUUUCUUUUUUUUUUUAUUAAUAGUUACAUGACAUCCCUGUGUUCCUUCUAGUUAGUGCAAAUGGAAACAAAUCAAUGAGUGUGUGUUACACAGAAGUUCGCCUUUUCACAAGGGUAUUUUACCAUGGCUCUUGGGAGAUGUUUUACCCAGUUUAUUGUGACCAUUGUUAAGAAGUUAGCACCUGAUAAGAUGGAGUGUGUGUGUUGGGAAAUGGGAGCCUUAGCACACACAGACAUCACGAUUUAUCCAGCACAAUGUUGGGCUCCUUUAGUGUGAGUUCUGUAAGUUUCAUGUCAGCCUUGUCCCACAGCCUCAUGCCAUAAUACAGUCAAUACAAACAAGUACAAAGCCUGCACGCACACUCACCACAUACAAAACAUCCACAUCUUACUUCUGCAUAGUCUCUUCUUUAAGUCAGUCAGAUACACUGCACUGUACUCAUCAUUACUGUUCUGAGAUGGCUGAUGGGAGAACUUCUUUUAGCAGCGUCAAUUGUACAAAAUAAAGAAAUAAACUAAGCAAAAAACAAUAAAAUCAUGAUAGAAACUCGUAAGCUGUACAUUUGUAAUAAAGACAAAAUGGUAAUUGUCCUAAAAGAA
Tachysurus fulvidraco (yellow catfish) is the source of this 5477-nucleotide messenger RNA. It is a transcript of the gene git1, whose product is annotated as G protein-coupled receptor kinase interacting ArfGAP 1. Gene Ontology annotation, biological process: regulation of ARF protein signal transduction; brain development. NCBI's taxonomy places the organism in Eukaryota, Metazoa, Chordata, Actinopteri, Siluriformes, Bagridae. The coding region runs from base 454 to 2748 and encodes 764 amino acids. Gene Ontology annotation, molecular function: GTPase activator activity; protein binding. The transcript has 21 exons. The record is from RefSeq and is a predicted model, not a curated record.